AUGCCACAAAGUCUCAGAAACCCAGCUGUUCGGCAAUUUCCGUCAUAUGCGGGGGUAUCGGAAAUCUCGAAUUACCUUCAAGCCAGAUCUGAUAAGAUCAACUGGACGAUCGUCGCUCCUGGAGGGUUUCUAGAAUAUGUUUUUGACUUGCCGUUUGUGCUGGAAUUAGCGAACCGGAAGAUUGAAAUUAUAAAUGGAGGCGAUAUUCCCUUUAGUGUCUCGGAAUUCGGUACGACUGCAAAAUGGAUUAUUGGGGUGUUGAGACAGCCCAAAAGAGGUGUUGAUCACUGCGUGCAGACCCAUGCCACGACUGUAACACAAAAUGAAGUUUUCGGGCUUGUCAAGAAGUACGACCCGAAUCCCGAGAGCUGGACGGUCCUUCAGCAAGAAUCCAAUGUCAAGCUCGAAAGAGGUAUGGGGAUGAUUAAAAAUGGAGAUUUCUCUAUGAAUGCUAUAUCAACUAUGAUGUCUGGUAUAAUAUGGAGUGGCGAUUAUAACUUGGCCUUCAAGGAAACUGACAAUGAGUGGCUUGGUGUUGAGAUGAUCACUAAGGAAAGGCUCGAGGAGUUGAUUGAAGACAAAGUCAUUCAUGGGGCUACGGAUGUUGGUUCAUCCCAGAUUGUGUCUAAUGUCGGAUAG
Molecule: messenger RNA, 639 nt
Organism: Talaromyces proteolyticus
Lineage: Eukaryota; Fungi; Ascomycota; Eurotiomycetes; Eurotiales; Trichocomaceae
Exons: 1
Coding region: 1-639 (212 amino acids)
Source: RefSeq, a predicted model, not a curated record